ACUGCGCAACAGCACCAAGAGCGGUUCACACUAAGGAGUGACAGUCGCGCUGAUAUUGAUAGUUUUUUUUUAUGUUGUGAGUUCUCGGUGUUCUGUGAACCUUAGUUCGCUGUUUAAGUGGCACUUAUUUGGGAGGCCAUGCGGCGAAGUAAGGCCGAAGUGGAUCGUUACGUUUCCUCAAUUCAGAGUUCCUCUCCCUCACUCAAAGAGAAACCAGUGAAAGGAUUUAUAUUUGCUAAAUUGUACUUUGAAGCAAAGGAAUAUGAACUUGCAAAAAGACAUGUAUCGGAGUAUCUCAAAGUCCAACAGAGAGACCCCAAAGCACACAAAUUCCUUGGACAGCUGUACGAGAGAGAAGGAGACAUUAAUAAAGCAGUAGGAUGUUACAAGCGGUCAGUGGACCUGAACCCAGCCCAGAGGGACCUGGUGUUGAAGGUGGCUGAGUUACUGGUUAAUACGGAGGAAUGUGAUGGCAGAGCAGAGUUCUGGGUGGAGAAGGCUGCAAAGCUGCUGCCAGGAAACAUAGCAGUCUUCAACCUGAAGGAGCGUUUGUUAAGUCGUCAGGGUCAGCAGGGUUGGAAUCGACUUUUUGACCUCCUCCAGGCUGAGCUGGCAGUGAGGCCGGGUGAUGCACAUGUAAACGUGAAGCUGGUUCAGCUGUUCUGUCAGGAUGGUCGACUGGAUGAAGCUGUCAAGCAUUGCCUGGCUGCUGAGAAAAGGGGCAUGCUAAGCCGUAGUUUGGACUGGUACACAGUUGUGGUGCGCACAUUGAAGGAAUAUUUGGCUCUGCCCAGCAUAGCCAGCAAUGAAAAGAUGUGUCGCCGUCUCCAGGGAGAGUUGCUGUUGGCCCACUGCAACCUGCUGAGAAUCUCACUGUCCGAGAGCCGAGUGCAGUCCAGUCUUGAUGCGCUCAAAGGUUUUGAUCAAGCGAUGCACCUGCUGAGCAGCGUUGCAGGCCGCUACACCGACGAUCUGUGUGAGGUGUAUGUGGAGAUGAGAGGUCACCUCUACCUUCAUGCUGCCACACUGCUGUUGAAGCUGGCUCAGGAUCGCCAGCAAUCCUGGAGGGAUGUUGCGGACUUUGCUGUACUCUGCUACCUGCUAGCAUACCAGGUCCCUCGACCAAAGCCUAAAAUUAAAAGAGACCAGUCAGCGCCACAGCUUCUCGAACUACUGGCCAACGAUCGACAGAGUCAGGCUGGACACAUGUUGCUCAAUCUGAGCAUGGAUUCGUCUACUUCAAUCGGAGAGGUGGUGGAGGCAUUUGGUAACUGCAGUGGUCGGGACUCCCUGUCUGAACUCCUGUUUGGACCGCAGGCCUCCACUGGAUCUUCAUUUAUUGCCAAUGAUGACAUUCGUUCAAUCAACACCUCUGUUCCAGAGCUAUCUCAAUUGGCCAAAUAUGACACUGGCUCCAUUCAACUGCAUGGUGGUGACUUGCAACAUCUGAGCUGGUUGGGGCUGCAGUGGACAUUUCGAGCCCAAAGACCAGCACUGCGGGAUUGGCUAGGGCAGCUUUUUCCAAGGCUUCCCCUGGAAACUUCCAAACUGGACACGGAUGCACCAGAAUCCAUCUGCUUACUAGACCUCGAGGUGUUUUUACUCGGUGUGGUGUUCUGUAGCCACUGUCAGUUACAAGAGACAGCGAAGAUCAGCAGUGGAAUGAACCAACAGCAGCAACAGCAGCAGCAGCUUUAUGAGCCACGCUGCCUCCCCCUUCCUCUCCUUCGCCUCUUGACCACUGACAGACAGAGGGAGUGGUGGGAUGCUAGCUACAGCCUCAUUCACAAUCGAGCAGCCCCCAACAUGUCAGCCAAGCUACGCAUGGUUAUUCAACAUGGGCUGAAAACUCUGAGGGCUGGAGAGAAACAUGGACUUCAACCAGCACUGGCCAUCCACUGGGCCCAGUCUCUUAACCAGACGGGUGAUGGAGUAAACUCCUACUAUGACCAGAAGGAGUACAUUGGUCGUAGUGUCCACUACUGGAAGGUCGUCCUCCCGCUGUUGGAAAAAAUCAAAAACAGACGCAGUAUACCUGAACCCCUUGACCCACUCUUCAUACACUUUUCCUCUAAAGACAUUCGGAUUACGUCUGUGAAGACUUAUGAAGAGGAAUUCAACAUAGCAUAUGCGGCUCUCCUUGAUAUUGAAGGCAGGACAGAGGAAGCCAUUGCUACAUUGGAAACCAUCAAUAACAUGUCCUCCAUCUGGCAUUUGGCCCAGAUCUACCAGCGGCUGUCGGAGGAGGCCAGCAAUGGGGUUGAGGAAACCCAAGAUAGGUGCAUCACUUAUCUGAGAAAGUUCAGGACCUACCUGUCUAAGAUCUACAAUGCCAAUGCUGAUGACUUUGAGAAGCUGCCUGUGUCCAUGGAGGAAGUUCUCGACCUCCUGAAUGAUGUGAACCAGCAGCUAGGAGAAAAUGGGGAGGCAAUGGAUGAGGAGGAGGAGGGUCAACGAGGACCAGUCCACUCUAGUCCUGCUCAUCCUACAGAAACCAAUGCCACCAUUUCCCACUCACACAUCAAGUUUUCAACUCCGUCUCCCAACAAAAGCAUCAUCUCUCCGUCCAAAAGACUGAUUUCUCCAAAGACACCACCUCAGUGGGUGGAUGACCAGAAAAGUCUCCUUCAGAUGCUGUGUCAGCAAGUUGAAGCCCUCAAGAAUGAAGUUCAUGAUUUGAGGCACAACGCUUCAGGGAACGCAGGCUCUCCUCAUCAUAAGAUGUAUGGGGAGAGCUACGGGGCUGAAGGCCUACAGGAGUCUUUUACACCAGUUCAGUCCUACCAUGGUGCCCCCCUAACAGUUGCCACCACAGGUCCCUCUGUGUUUUACAACCAGUCUCCAGCUUAUAACUCUCAGUAUCUCCUGCGCACAGCAGCAAAUGUAACCCCCACUAAGGGCCCAAUGUAUGGUAUGAACCGUAUGCCACCUCAGCAGCAUAUGUAUGCUUACCAACAGCCCACUCACACGCCUCCAUUGCAAACAGCCCCACCCUGCAUUUACCCCCCACAAGAACAAGUUUUUGGUGCCCCUCUGCGAUUUGAAUCACCAGCCACAAGCCUCCUUUCCCCAUAUAGUGAAGAAUAUUAUGGCCAGAGUGUAACCCAACAAACCAUUAACCCACCUCUACCUGAACCUGGCUACUUCACCAAGCCAUCUGUUGUUCCUUCUCAGACGCCAAAGAGCGCAGAGGGUAAGCCCAUGGACUUUGGGAAAGUGUCAUUCAGCCAGCAGGCACCUGCUGAAGUUCCCAAAGUGCCUAGUUUUGGAGCAGGGGCAGUUGCCCAGUCAACACCUUCAGCUGGUUUCAAAUUCAACUCCAACUUUAAAUCCAAUGAUGGAGAUUUCACCUUCCCACCUUCUCAGGCCAAGAACAGGGAAACCCUACUUGGCCUCCUUACAUCAGACAUCCCUACUAAACAGGAGACUGUUGUAGAAAAAUCCCCUGCUCAGGAGCAGCCCAUUAGCCAAAGUGGUGUUUUCACCUUUGGUACUAAAAGUGUUCCAAGCUUCUCUUUUGUUGAUACUACUCAAAGCACUGGUACUGGAAGUCUGUUUGGAAAAGUGAACCAGCCAUUUAAAUUUGGUGAUGUUGCCAUGCCAGUGUUUGGGUUAUCCAGUGGUGUAGCAGAGGCAGAGAAAGCAGCAGAGAGUGACAAUGACAGUACCCGUGGUGAGGAUGAAGAGGAUGGCCCUCAUUUUGAACCCAUUGUACCUCUUCCUGAUAAAGUAGAUGUUAAAACCGGUGAGGAAGAGGAGGAGGAGAUGUUUUGCAAUAGGGCAAAGCUGUAUCGAUUUGACACCGAGUCAAAAGAGUGGAAGGAGAGAGGUAUUGGCAAUGUUAAAAUUUUAAAACACAGCACUAAAGGGAAGGUCCGCCUUUUAAUGCGAAGGGAACAGAUCUUGAAGAUCUGUGCCAAUCAUUACAUUACCACUGAUAUGCUACUGAAACCAAAUGCUGGUUCUGACAAAUCCUGGGUGUGGAAAGCCAUUGAUUAUGCAGAUGAAGAACCAAAGCCAGAGCAGCUAGCAAUCCGAUUUAAAACUGUUGAUGAGGCAUCUCUUUUCAAAGCUAAGUUUGAGGAAGCCCAGAGAAUUGUGGUCAAAUCACCUGAAAAGACUGUUCAAAAGGAAAAGGGAGAGGGAAGCUUAAAAGAUUCUAAAUCACUGGCAGCACAGUUCGCAAUCAAAGAAGGGGAAUGGGACUGUGAUGUGUGCUGUAUCAGAAAUAAGCCCACAGAUAUGAAAUGUGUUGCAUGUCAGAGUUCCAAUCCCAAUGCUACAUCAAAGCCAGACGUUAAUGCUGCUGGUGAUAGCAAAGCCAGUACUUUUGAUUUCAAAUUUGGAACCGAUUCAUCACAACCUAGUAGUUCUGUCUCUACAUUUACUGGCUUUGGAGCUUUUGGGGCUUUUGGAGAUAGUAAGACCUCUUUUACAUUUGGGACUGGUGCCUCAAAACCUGCUGACAUAGUAACCAGUUCAUUUUGUUCUAACUUUGGAGCUCAAUUUGCAAAGAAGCCAGGACAGUGGGAAUGUGAAAGCUGUUCUGUGAGAAAUGAGGCCACUGCAGAUUGUUGUAUUUCUUGCAAAGCUCUUAAAUCCCCAGCUAUAACAACUGUUACAGCACAAACCACACCAGCUGCAGAACCACCUGUAGUGCAGUCCUCUUCAUCUGCUAGUGACUAUGGGUUUGGUGCCCAGUUCAGCAAGAAGCCGGGGCAGUGGGACUGUGAUGUAUGUGAGGUCAGAAAUGAAAUCUCUGCUGACAAAUGUGUUGCUUGUAGUAGCCCAAAUCCAACUUCUAAAUUAAAAGUAGGGGCUCCAAUAUCAUCAAAUCUGCCAGCAGUGUCAGGAUUUGGGUCUGAUUUUUCAAAGAAAGACGGCGAGUGGGACUGCGAUUGUUGUUUGGUCAGAAAUGAUGCAUCAGCUGCUAAAUGCGUUUCCUGCCAGGCCCCACAUGAGAAACCUUCUUUAGAAGCCAUGUUUGCCAAGAAAGGUGGAGAAUGGGAUUGUGACACUUGUCUGGUGAGAAACAAUGGCUUUGCCAGUAAAUGUUUGUCUUGUCAGUCACCAAAUCCCACUGCUAAAAGCACAACCAGCACUGCUCCCAGUGCCUCAACUUUUAACUUUAGCUUUGGAACCAAGACUCUGACAAGUCAGCCAACCGGAACUGGAUUCACAAUACCUUCUGAAAGUGGCAAUACUUUUCAGUUUGGUCAAAACAAAGAUAAAAGCUCCGCUGCUUCUUUCAAGUUUGAAGCCUCCCAGUCUGGAUCUACCACCAGUUCUUCAGGCUUCUCUUUCUCAAUGCCCAUCCCUACUGGUGGCUUUAAAUUUGGCAUUCAAGACACUGCAAAAGAACCCCCCUCAACUGAUGAUCCAGCACCUCCUUCAGGGUCAGCCUCCAGUUUUCUGAAAAGCAUAGCUGACAAACACAAUGAGAAACAAAAUAUAUCUACACCAGAAGUGGACCCAGCUGAACAAGAUCAAAACCCAUUAAUUUCUGGAAAACCCAAUACAUUCAGUUUUGCUGACCUGGCAAUGUCCUCUGGAGGUGAUUUUCAGUUUUGCCAGAAAGAUCCAAAUUUCAAGGGUUUCGCUGGGGCUGGUGAGCAGGUGUUAUCAUCUUUUCAGGCAACCCCUACCAAAACGGAUGCCUCAAAUGAGCUGGAGGAUGAUGACAUGUAUAAAACGGAGGAAAAUGAUGACAUUCAGUUUGAACCAGUGGUACAGAUGCCUGAUAAGGUUGACCUAGUGACAGGAGAGGAAGAUGAGCAGGUUCUUUAUUCUCAGCGUGUCAAGCUGUUCAGAUUUGACCCAACCACCGGCCAGUGGAAAGAGCGUGGUGUAGGAAACCUCAAAUUUCUGAAAAACAAUGCCAAUGGCAGGCUCAGAGUGCUCAUGAGAAGAGAGCAGGUUCUGAAGGUGUGUGCCAACCACUGGAUCACCACCACGAUGAACCUGAAACCCUUGGCAGGCUCGGACAAAGCAUGGAUGUGGAUGGCCAAUGACUUCUCUGAUGGAGAGGCUAGCCUUGAACAGUUGGCUGCUAAAUUUAAAACCCCAGAGCUUGCUGAGGAGUUUAAGGAGAAGUUUGAAGAGUGUCAGAGAUUGCUUUUGGAUAUCCCUCUACAAACUCCCCACAAGCUUGUUGACACAGGUAGAACAGCACAUCUCAUUCAAAAAGCAGAGGAAAUGAAAUCUGGUUUAAAAGACUUGAAAUUCUUUUUGACAGAUGAGAAGACAAAGAUAAAAGAUGAUGACACGCAAGGAGAUAUUACAACGUCUAGCAAUGUUUCAAGCCUUGCAACCAAAGCUCAUAGUGAAACUCUUGGUCCCACUUUGGAGUGGGACAACUAUGACUUACGAGAAGACGCUUUAGAUAAUACAGCUGACUCAUCUGUCUAUGCAUCUCCCAUUGCCGGUAGCCCCCUAAGAAAAAAUCUUUUCCGCUUUGGAGAAUCCAUUGGUGGGUUCAGCUUCAGCUUCCAACCUGGCAUUAGUCCAUCUAAGUCCCCUGCUAAGCUUAACCAGAGCAGAUCAUCAGUAGGUACUGACGAUGAGCAGGAUGAGGAAAGGGAUGGCCAGUACUUUGAACCUGUAGUCCCCCUACCUGAUCUGGUGGAGAUUUCUACAGGAGAGGAAAAUGAACUGAUCGUUUUCAGUCACAGGGCCAAACUGUAUCGCUAUGAUAAGGACUUGGGUCAGUGGAAGGAGAGGGGUAUUGGAGACCUCAAAAUAUUACAGAAUUAUGAUACCAAACGAGUGAGGUUAAUAAUGAGGAGAGACCAGGUACUUAAGAUUUGUGCCAACCAUUGGAUCACGGCUGCCAUGAAGCUGGAGCCUAUGAAAGGUGCUGAGAAGGCCUGGGUCUGGAGUGCCAUGGACUUUGCUGAAGAAGGAGAGGGUAAUAUUGAGCAGUUAGCUGUAAGAUUCAAGCUGCUGGAUACUGCAAAUGUAUUCAAACAAGUCUUUGGGGAGGCUAAGGUUGCACAAGAUAAAAAGGAACUUAUGACUCCAGUGACAUCAGGAGUUGUCACAUUUCAAAACACUGGGCCUGAAGAAUCUGCAAAGACUGCUGCUCCAGCUGUAUGUGGGAGUGCAGCAAUCGCUGUUCUGGAGGAGACCACUAAGGAACGUACAGAGCUUCUACCCGACAGUGUGCAAUGUGUACCUGUGUCUCCAACACCAGUCAACUCCUCAAAGACAGUGGUGUCUCCUCCUAAGUUUGUCUUUGGCACUGAUAGUCUUCAGAAGAUUUUUGGCAGUCCAAAGUCUCACUCUGACACUGAGGAAUCGACAUCCAGUUUGAAUGCCAGAGAUGCUGGACUUCUUGCCAAGGGCUUGCCUGCAUCACCUGCUUUCAAAAUCCCAGAGAAAGGGCUGGAUUUUAGGCUUUUCAAAGAUAACCCAAUGGCUUUUUGGACCAGCACUUCAACCACCCAAUUUGAACCCCCAGGGCCCCCACAGGCUGAAGGAAGAGAUGCAGGGUCAGAUGAUGACUCUGAAGUGGAAGUUGUGUACGUCAGGGAACCCACUGCUGAACAGGAAGCUUUGGCCAAGAAACUCCUGCUGCCGCUCACCUUCUUCUGCUACCAGAAUGAACCGGGUUACUCCAGUGAUUAUGAAACUGAUGACGAGGAUUAUGAGUCGGCAGUGAAAGCAUUAAAUGGAAAGCUGUACCCCGAUCCUCCUGGGGCCACAGCAUGUAGUGAUGAGCCAGACUGUCAGGUGGUGUGGGAGAAGACGCCAACGCCACAGGAGGAGGAAAAGGCCAAGAGCCUCCAGCUUCCACCCACUUUCUUCUGUGGCCUGAGCACCACAGACAGCGACACAGACCCUGACAAGCCUGAAGACUUUGAGACCGAAAUCCGCAAAGCGCAGCAAGACCUGGACGCCCAGUUAAAGAUGGGCAUUAACUUGAGCCGCACUGCUGUAGCCUCAGAGGAGCCAGCACCAGGCACCAGCAGCACAGACACUGUGGACAGCACAUCUACACCACAGGAGCAGACCUCAGAGCAGCCAACAGAGACUCAGAGUGAAGCUCGUAGCAGCAGCUGUCCAAUUGACCUGUCAACGAAGAAGAGUCCAGAGCUGGAGUCCAUCACCGAAACUGCAGCUUCUACCAUUUCUAUGGCCAUUAGUAAAGACUCCCCCUUUGGUUUCAACUCACUCGGCGGCUCCUCAUUCGCUGACUUGGCAAAAAACACAGAUGGAUUUGCAUUUGGAAACCAAGACUCGAGCUUCUCUUGGGCGAAUGCCGGAGCGAUGGUGUUUGGGGCCGCAGUGAACUCGGCACCCAAAAAAGGAGGCGACGACCAGGGCAGCGAUGAAGAGGAGGCUCCCAAUAAUGAGGACAUUCACUUUGAACCAAUAGUGUCACUGCCAGAGGUGGAGACAAAGUCUGGUGAGGAGGACGAGGAAAUUCUGUUUAAGGAGCGUGCCAAGCUGUUCCGGUGGGACAGAGACCUUGGCCAGUGGAAAGAGCGCGGCAUCGGCGACCUCAAGAUCCUCUUCCACCCGACCAAACAUUUCUACCGAAUCCUAAUGCGAAGAGAGCAGGUGUUCAGGGUUUGUGCCAACCAUAUUAUCUCGGAGGCAAUGGAGCUCAAACCUAUGAAUGUUGCCGCUAACGCGCUGCUGUGGACCGCCACCGACUAUUCAGACGGCGACGGCGCAGUGGAGCAGCUGGCGGCCAAGUUCAAAACCCCAGAGUUAGCCGAAUCCUUCAAGAAGACAUUCUGCGAGUGUCAGAAAAGAUUGGUUCUAAGUGAGGACUCCAGCAUCUCACCGCAGAUGUCUAGAGUUCAAGCGCACUCCAGGGACACCAAUCCGCAGGUGUUUCUCCAAGUGUCCGCCGACGGCGAAACCCUGGGCACCGUUACCAUAGAGCUUUUCUCCCAAGUCGUGCCGAAGACGGCAGAAAAUUUCAGGGUUCUCUGUACUGGCGAGAAAGGCUUUGGACUGCGGGACUCAGUCUUCCACAGAGUCAUACCAGACUUCAUGUGUCAGGGAGGUGACAUCACCAACAGUGACGGCACAGGCGGUAAGUCCAUCUACGGCAGCAAGUUUGAGGACGAGAACUUCAGCAUUCGGCACACAGGCCCGGGGAUUCUGUCGAUGGCCAACCGUGGACGCGACACCAACAACUCGCAGUUCUUCAUCACGCUGAAGAAAGCCGAACACCUGGACUACAAACACGUGGCUUUCGGCUGGGUUCGGGAUGGAAUGAGUGUGGUGCAGCAGAUGGGGAAGCUUGGCACCAAAGGAGGCACGCCUACAAAGAAGCUGGUCAUCACAGACUGUGGGCAGCUGUAGAUUUCUUUUUUUUUUAAACGUUAAGAUCAACAUAUAUAGCUUGAUUUAGGUUAUAACUCAAGGCCAACAAGGACUUUGGAUAAUCCCGUGUUCCCUACGUGGUACAUACACUCCUGCUAAACCUGAAUCUCGAGUCAGAAAUUGAAUACUGAUCACAGGACUGCUGGUCAAGACCUUCUAUCCUACAAACUUGACCCCAGUGGCCUGGAAUUAGAAGAAAAUUAGCUUGAGAAAUGUAGUUAAAAAGCUAAUGUCUAAUGACAUGGUGAGGGUGCAGGCACUUGGAGCAAUCACGUUGCUCUUUUGCAUUUCCAUCAAGAAAAUUCCCUUUAUUUGUUUAUUUUGUGUGUAUAAUUGUACAUGGAUUACUUUUGUAAUGUCUAUUUUUUUGUCUUGCAUGUUCUCAGUUUGAUUGUACUGGUCCAUUUCACAAGUUCCAGAGAUUUGCUUAUUCUCUUUUGAAGAAGUCUUAACUAAAAUAGAAAGGUUGCUCUUUGAAUGCGUCAGUCGAUUUGUUACUGUCACCCCCCAAUUCUGUCCAAACGGUUUGAACAAAGCAAUGUUUUUGCUUUGUUCAAAUGGAUUUUUCGAUUUGUGUGCAGAUAAUUCAAUUUAAUAUUUGCCCACGUACAGUUAACACGAGUCAUCUCACAAUGUUAACAAACAUCAGGCGAGAGCGUUCCGAUUCGAGAUGAUCAUCAUUUGAAAUGGAAACGGUGCCUGUUGUACCAAAGUAGUGUGACGAAGGAGAAAUAAAGUUGCUUUACAAUUAA
Messenger RNA from Solea senegalensis (Senegalese sole), 10091 nucleotides. RefSeq names its product RAN binding protein 2 (gene ranbp2). Gene Ontology annotation, cellular component: cytoplasm; nuclear pore. Gene Ontology annotation, biological process: protein peptidyl-prolyl isomerization; NLS-bearing protein import into nucleus. The record is from RefSeq and is a predicted model, not a curated record. The transcript has 30 exons. Gene Ontology annotation, molecular function: GTPase activator activity; protein binding; peptidyl-prolyl cis-trans isomerase activity. Lineage: Eukaryota; Metazoa; Chordata; Actinopteri; Pleuronectiformes; Soleidae. Bases 139 to 9318 code for a protein of 3059 amino acids.